Messenger RNA from Fonsecaea erecta, 1449 nucleotides. RefSeq lists its product as hypothetical. NCBI's taxonomy places the organism in Eukaryota, Fungi, Ascomycota, Eurotiomycetes, Chaetothyriales, Herpotrichiellaceae. The record is from RefSeq and is a predicted model, not a curated record. Bases 1 to 1449 code for a protein of 482 amino acids. The transcript is spliced from 5 exons.
AUGGGGUUGGGAACGGCUUCUCUUUUAUGUUUGCUUGCUUUACCCUCUGUGGCACUCGCGCAAUCCGUGGUCUACACCACCGAUUUAAACGGAAAUGCAUACACAACCACAGUGUACACUUCAGGUAGCACUUAUGAUGGAGCAACCACCACCUCCGGUUAUUCAGCCCCGAGCUAUGUCCCUGCUAUCCAGACCGUACCAUUCACAGGCCAGGCAUUGCUCGUUGGAACGUGCAACAUUGCUCGAUUCACCCUCCUAACAUUCCCUGACGGCAGCUCGGUCGAAGUUCCACUUGUGGGAUGUUCCGACGACCGGCCAGAAUGCUGUCCAUCAUUGAAUUUCACACAUUCCGAGCCAGAAGAGACGGGUUCUGCUGCUUCGUCGGCCACAGAUGAGGGAGACGAACAUGAGUCCAGCACGUCCUGGACAGGCACGACUCCCAGUCCGACUCCAACGGGAAUCAUCUCCAUGCUGAGCAAUGCCCCACUUACUAUUUGUCCAAGUGAUAUGGUUGACAUCGACCCAGUCUGCUGUCCAAGUGGCUUCACCACUUAUGGCGAAAGCAUCAUCGGCAACCUCCCUUGCGUAAGUACACUCACGACGACGAUCUCGCCCGAUUCGGCCGUGCUGGCAUCCAUAACCUCGAUGGUAUCAGCUUCCUUGGCCGCCCAGUCGACGGUGUCAACCCCGACUGUAAAUGUCAUCGUGAAUCAAGUGUGGGCAUUGGGCCUUCCUUGCGCUGACGACGAAGAUGAAGAAGACCACACUCAUUUAAGCACGGGCGCCAAAAUUGGGAUCGGGGUCGGGGUCGGUGUCGCCGGUCUUCUCCUCAUCGGCUUGUUCUGGGCGUGUCUCGCCGUCCGCCACCGCCGGCGGGCAAAGAUGCGGAAACUCGAAGCUGCCAACACCGCCGCUGGUGGCCCGAUUCGUCCUGAGUCGACGGCGUAUGCCGCCGCACAGGAGAACCCCAAACACAUGUCCGUGGCGACGACCAUGGCCCCGUCUCCCUCAGUAGGCAGCCCGCACAUGAUGCAGCAACAAUACGGCUCGCCCACGCACGGCUUCAGCCCAGCGUUCGGGUACGCGGCGCCGCAGCAGGGCCAGCCGCCGCAGAUGAUGCAGGUACAGGACCCCUACGGUCAUCCGUAUGGCAUCCAAGCUAUUCCCGAAGGAUACCCACCCAUGGGCUACCCGCAAUCCCACUCCCCACCGCCGCCAUUCUACCCCUCCGGCGGCGGCGGCGGCAGUUACAGCCAGGCCGGGCCGUACAAAGACGCGCUGCCCGCCGAGGUCGCGGGGGACGAAGUCCGCCAUUUCUCACCUCAAUCGCACCGUGAGAGCAUGGGCUUCUCGGCCAGCGACACCCGCAGCCAGGUUACGUCGACCACCGCGGUGGGCAGCUCGCAACCCGGCGCGGAGCCGCAGAAACCGCCUGCAGAACUGAGUUAG